CCGAAGCGGGGUCUCAUUUCUCUGAACAAAAUUGCAGUGCCGGGACUUCUUCCUCUAUAUAAUUCCUCUUGUUUUCUCCCUAACAUCAUCGACACCUUUAGUUUAGCUUCAGAACGAAGCUCCUCCAACAAUGACGAAGUUUUCACUCCUACCCAUCAUUGCUUUUCUCACAGUAGCACUGGAGGCUACACAUGAAGCCUUACUACCUCCUGAACUUUAUUGGAAGUCCAUGCUUCCCACUACUCCCAUGCCUAAAUCCAUCACUGAUCUCCUCCAUCCAAGUGGUGGCGGUACCAUCGUCCACAGUGGGAUCAACGUCAAACUUCGCAGCCAACCGCGGUUCGCCACUUACAUGAAAAAUUAUGGUAGAAGUUAUGGAACAAGGCACACCACCAUACAAGAUGAUAAGUCCAAUGCAAAUUUCUUUUUCUUGGAAAAGGACUUGAAGCCUGGUCACAAAAUGAACAUGCCCUUCUUCUUUCAGACCUCCAAUCAAGACUCCACCUUCCUGCCUCGUGAAGUUGUGAAAUCCAUUCCCUUUUCUUCAAGCAAGAUGGCUGUAAUAUUGAAAAAGUUUGCGGUGAAAGUCGGGUCAGCAUAUGCCGAGGUUUUGAAGAAUACAAUUGAAGAGUGUGAGAGGUCAGAGAUGAAAGGAGAGGAGAAGUACUGUGCAACUUCAUUGGAAUCCAUGGUUGAUUUUAGUAUUUUCAAGCUCGGGAAAAGCGUAAAAGCUCUAUCUUUGGAGGUGAUGAAUGCUGUAACAAUGGAGGAGGAAGAAUACACCAUAUCACAGGGAGUGAAGAAGGUGGCAGAGGCCAAAGUGGUGGUCUACCACAAGCUUGAUUAUGUGUAUGCUGUGUUUUACUGUCACAACAUAAAGAACACGGAUGAGUAUAUGGUGCCGCUGGAGGGAGCUCUUGGGAGCCGAAUGAAAGCUGUGAGUGUCUGUCACAAAGAUACGUCGCAAUGGAACCCAAAACAUAUCGCCUUCCAAAUGUUAAAAGUGAAGCCAGGGAGUGUUCCUUUGUGUCACUUUCUUUUGCCAGUUGCUGUUGUGUGGGUACCCUAACAAAACUAGGAAAAAUUGACCACAAGGAUCAAGAAGUCCAAAUAUUUGGGGAUGAGUCUCAAAUGCAGAAAUAAAGUUUGCAGAGGGCCAUGAUCCAUGAGCGACAAUAUUUUUUUAGAUAUAAUAACAUAAUAUCCUUCCUUUUUCUGCACUGAUUGGUCGAAGUCAUUCAUGAAUCGUCAAUAAUAAUCAAAACCAUGGACCCGAUCGAGUGCAGAAAAAGAAAACGUAUUUUGAUAUUUUUGCUGAAGAACAUAUUAUCUUUCAAGGAUCAUGAUUUCUUGAAGACUUUAUUUCUAGGUUUGGGAUUUAUGCUCAAAUAUUUAAGUUUCUUGGUUUUUGUGGCCAAUUUUCUCCCCACAAAACUGAGAAAGAAUUUUAGUACUGCUACGCCUUGUUACAUGCACAUAUAAAUAAAAGCAAGGUUA
Prosopis cineraria is the source of this 1497-nucleotide messenger RNA. Its product is annotated as BURP domain-containing protein 3-like. The record is from RefSeq and is a predicted model, not a curated record. The coding region runs from base 131 to 1069 and encodes 312 amino acids. The transcript is spliced from 5 exons. Lineage: Eukaryota; Viridiplantae; Streptophyta; Magnoliopsida; Fabales; Fabaceae.